This is a messenger RNA of Rattus norvegicus (Norway rat), 3035 nucleotides long. The record is from RefSeq and is a predicted model, not a curated record. NCBI's taxonomy places the organism in Eukaryota, Metazoa, Chordata, Mammalia, Rodentia, Muridae.
UCUCAAGGGUAACACGAGGUAGCGGCGUAAUAAGAUUUGAACUGCAAGUAUUGUUUCAGGAGAUUUUUGUUGGUUGACUGUAGUACGAUAUAGAAUUAAAAUUGCCCUUUAAACUAGGGCCCUGUUCUCGUGAAGUUUACAUUCCCCUGAGUACCUCUACAAACCCCUACACAAAUUUCUUUAACCUCCCUCCCAUAUUCAUUUUAACUAUGCCAAAAGGAAAGGGCAAAUAGAUCUUUCCUAAAUAAAGGACAGGCUAUUACCAUCGUGGACUGGAUAUUAUGAGAAACUUAAGCUGAGAAGAUUAGGCUUUAGUAAAAAGCAGAAAAGCCUUAAAAACGUCUGACCACAGCCUUUCCAUCUUGUGAUAAUUACAGCUGAGGACAUAAUGUAAUUUCUUUUUACAUCCUUCAUACAGUGGCCUGGUGGAAGUAUGAGAGGCAUUUAGAGAUUUUAUCCUGGAAGUGAAUCCCUCCCAAAGGUUGAAGGAACAGAUAUAACAGGGAUUGAAGAAAUAGUCAUUCCAAAAAAGAAAACAUGGGAUAAAGUGGCCGUUCUUCAAGCACUUGCAUCCACAGUAACCAGGGAUCCUACAGCUGCACCUUACGUGUUUCAGGAUGACCCUUACCUCAUACCAACCUCUGCGAUGGAGUCUCGUUCGUUUUUAUUGGCAAAGAAAUCUGGAGAGACUGCAGCAAAGUUUAUUAUUAAUUCACAUCCCAAAUAUUUCCAAAAGGAUAUAGCUGAGCCUCAUAUACCGUGCUUAAUGCCCGAGUACUUGGAGCCUCAGAUUGAAGGUGUGAGUGAAGCUGCCCUGAAGGAACGAGUCAAACUCAAAAGAGUCAAAGCUUCAGUGGACAUUUUUGACCAGCUCUUGCAAGCAGGAACCACAGUCUCUCUUGAAACAACUAAUAGUCUUUUGGAUUUAUUGUGUUACUAUGGUGAUCAAGAGCCCCCAGCUGACUAUCCUUUUCAACAAACCGAACAUUUGGAAAACUUGGAAGAGGCUGCUGAGGAAAACAACCAAACACCCAGGAUGGAGUCUGGUCUUUGGAAAGCACAAAACAAUGCCGAGAGAAUCUUUGCUCUGAUGCCAGAGAAAAAUGCACGCUCCUACUGCACGAUGAUCCGAGGGAUGGUGAAGCACCGAGCUUAUGCACAGGCGUUGAACUUGUACACUGAGUUAUUAAAUAACAGACUUAGUGCUGAUGUAUACACCUUUAAUGCAUUGAUUGAAGCAAAAACAUUCAUUCCCAAUGAGAAAUUUGAGGAAAAAUGGAAUGAUAUAUUGGAUCUACUAAGACAUAUGGUUGCACAGAAGGUAAAGCCAAACCUGCAGACGUUUAACACAACGCUGAAAUGUCUCCGCAAGUUUCAUUCACUUGGAAGGCUACCAGCCUUACAGAUACUACGUGAAAUGAAACAUAUUGGAAUAGAACCCUCACUUGCAACUUACCAUCAUAUCAUUCACCUCUUUUACCCACGAGGUAGCUCUAUAAAAAUACCAUCCCUUAUCAUCUAUGAUAUCAUGAAUGAAUUAGAGGGAAGAACAUUUUCUCCACAGGACCUGGAUGAUGAUAAAUUUUUCCAGUCGGCCAUGACUGUGUGUUCAUCUCUCAGAGAUUUAGAGCUUGCUUACCAAUUACAUGGUCUUUUAAACACGGGAGACAACCGGAAACUGAUUGGACCUGAUUCUCAGCGUAAAGCGUAUUAUUCGAAGUUUUUCAGUUUGAUUUGUUCACUGGAACAAAUUGAUGUCACCCUGAAGUGGUAUAAGGACCUGAUACCUUCAGUAUUUCUUCCCCACUCCCAAAUAUUCAUAGGUCUUCUUCAAGCAGUGGAUGUGGCCAAUAGGUUAGAAAUGGUUCCUCAGAUUUGGAAAGACAGUAAAGAAUAUGGCCAUACUUUUCGAGGUGCCCUAAGAGAAGAAGUGUUGAUGCUCAUGGCCAGGGAUAAACAUUCACCAGAGCUUCAGGUUGCAUUUGCUGACUGUGCUGCUGAUAUCAAAUCCACAUAUGAAAACCAGGAUGCCCGGCAGACAGCUCUUGAUUGGCCAGCCAACCCUUUACAUUAUAUAGCCUUCCUUUUUUUAAGAGGGGGCAGAACCCAGGAAGCCUGGGAGGUUGACCACACUAUGAAGCAGGCUGUGAUGAUUGGCGCAGGGGUACGGACCUCAGCUGAGUCAUGGGAGCUGAAUGUAUGUGCUCUGCCUCUGUCUUGCAUGUGGAAAAUGUUGACACUUUUCAGAAAGCAUAAUAAGAUUCCCAGAAAUGAGUUGCUGGAGGAAUUUAUGGACACAGCAAAAGCAUCCAGUAGCACUACUCUGGCCAUUGAGGUUGUCAGGCUGGCAAGUGCCUUUAGCUUGCCUAUUAGUGAGAGCCUUGCCCAAAGAGUAAUGAUGGAUUUCACAGUUGACCCAGAGCAAAAAGAAGCCCUGAGUAACCUCACUGCACUGAACAGUAGUGAUGGAGAAAGCAGCAGUGACAGUGACAGUGACAUCAGUGAAAACAAAUGAAAGGAAGAAGUGGCUCACAAUAGCUGCUAGAAUGUUAGAAGUGGUAAAAUACACAGAUACAGGGCUGGCAUCUAAUAGAAGUUCCUUUGUAUUACACUGGCCUAAACACAAGACCCCUUGGAAAUGCAAGGGGGGGGGGGGUGUUCAUUUGCAGUACCGCAAGGUGCACAUCUGGCCAAUUUUUUGCCAAGACAGCAACAAGCACUGUGAAGUCUGACUUUUGGGGAACAAAUCCCACAUACUGCAGACCUUCCUCAUUCCUACUACACCCAUCAUUUUAGAACCCACAGGCCUUUGCUGCCUACCUUCUGUGUGCAGUUUAACUGACGAGAGACAAGAGUUUAAACUGGUUUUCAUGAAGAUGCCUACUUGCUGUUGAGUUGAUCAUAUCCCAGUUUGGGGAGUACUUAAAAAGAUGGAUGGUCUUAGGACUAAUUAAAUCAGAAGCAAGCUACUGGUUUUGGCUGCCCAAAUGGUAAAAUCAUUAAAUAAAGCAAUUGUGUUAUUCUUAAAAAUCUAA